AGAAAAAAAAAACAAUUUGACAGAUAAGUAACCUGACUUUCAAAAAGUACAUAAUCCUAAUAGGAAAACAUUAUUGAUUUAGACUAAUUUUAGCAGGGAUAUAAGAUAAAUACGUAUUUAAUUGAGUAAAUUAUUUUAAAUUGCUGUGCUUUACGUGCCAUAAAUGUAGUUACCUGUGAUUUAAGUGUAUUAAAUAGUGUUUAAUAUUGUAAAUGAUUACAUCGUAUUGUUUUUGUGAUAAGAAUGGGCAAUACAAGCAAAAAGCUAGCAUCCCAAUGCGGUUUACUCACUAAAGAGGAGCAGAAGUACGUCGGCAACACAUUCAAGGCGGCCAGCAAGAACUCGGGACGGAUCCGGGAGGACGACCUCAUCGUGAGUGGGCUACUAGACGCAGUGUUAUUAGAAAAACACUGGGGUCCCCUAAUAGACCCCCGGCUGGCGCAGUACCUGUCCAACUACUUGUUCGACACUGGGUCUCAAAAGGCGGCUACUUGUGACUUUACCCGCUUCGCAGAGCUCUAUGUAUACAACGUUAGAGGUACGGUGGACCAGAGGAUGACGGUGACGUACAGAAGUUUAGGUAACUACAGCGAAAACGACGAACUGCCGUAUCAACUAAUUAAAGAGUACUGCGAAGCAAUAGUGUCCACAUACAUCAAAGUACUGAAGACCUCGGGCGGCAGGCGCGCCGAAAAAUGGAUCGAUAAAGGGUUUCGCGGAAAAGCGGCGGCCGUGCAAACAUUAGGAGAGGCUGUUGCUAGUGGAGUGGGUUCAGACCCAGAUUCACCGCCUCAAGCUGUCAACUCUAAACAACUAUCUAAUUGGUUGAUGACGGACACCCUACUGAAGCACAUGACAGAGACAGUGUACACGACAUUGUACGGGAUAGAGCGAGAUCACACUACAGACGACGGUCCCCCGCUAACUGCGGUGCCACAAAUGCUACCUAUGGUGUAUGGCCUGGACUCGAUGCCUGAUUACCCCGCCUUCAUCGACCUGUCCCACAUCGUGUGGCUCAACAACAGCAUACCGCCCCCGCUGCAGCACAAGUGGCGUUUCCUGUUCUCCUCACACAUACAUGGCGAGUCCUUCGCUACCAUGGUCGGUCGCAUCUGUGACCAGGGCGCCUCCAUAAUCAUAGUGGAAGACACCCACGGCCAUAUUUUCGGGGGCUUCGCUACGGACUCCUGGGAGAUAGGCCCCAACUUUGUGGGCCGCGAUGACUCGUUUCUCUUCACCCUGGCCCCCAAGAUGAGGAUCUACGGGUCUUCGGGGUUCAACAACCAUUACCAGUAUCUUAAUCAGCACACCAAAACCCUGCCAAAUGGACUGUUGAUGGGAGGCCAAUUCAACUUCGGCGCCAUCUGGAUCCCCGCAGAUCCAUUCGGAGAAGGGUCCUCCUCAGAAUCCUGUACCACUUACCGCGGCUACAAGCGGCUCAGCAAAGAAAAAGACUUCCGUAUAAGUAGUAUCGAAGUUUGGGCUGUGGGCGACAAACCCGAAAGCGACAAGGAAUUGGGCGAACGUGACGUUAGCAUCCUAGACACAAACCCAGAAGCGAAGGCGAUCCUCGAGAUGGCUGGCAAGACUCGACACAGCGACGGCGUACGCGAGCCGCCGCCAUUAUAAUGCACCUUAUCGGUUAGGUAAUAAGGUACAUUUCCGUUCGAAAACUAACUCUGGAAAUAUCAAGUAAGCGAUUGCAUACGCGAGUCUGUUUUACAAUGCACCU
Molecule: messenger RNA, 1732 nt
Organism: Cydia amplana
Lineage: Eukaryota; Metazoa; Arthropoda; Insecta; Lepidoptera; Tortricidae
Product: MTOR-associated protein MEAK7
Exons: 10
Coding region: 244-1629 (461 amino acids)
Source: RefSeq, a predicted model, not a curated record